Molecule: messenger RNA, 1536 nt
Organism: Panonychus citri (citrus red mite)
Lineage: Eukaryota; Metazoa; Arthropoda; Arachnida; Trombidiformes; Tetranychidae
Source: the annotation of a RefSeq genome assembly
AUCAAAUGAAUAUUUUCUACUAAUCAUAAAAAUAUUGGUACUAUAUAUUUUAUAUUUAGAUUAUUUUCAGGAUUGAUAGGGACUUCUUUUAGAAUAAUUAUUCGAAUAGAAUUAAUACAACCAGGUUCAAUUAUUCAAAAUGAUUUUAUUUAUAAUUCAUUUAUUACUAUUCAUGCUAUAAUUAUAAUUUUUUUUAUAGUUAUACCUGCUAUAAUUGGAGGAUUUGGAAAUUGAUUAAUUCCUUUAAUAAUUAAUUCUAUAGAUUUAUGUUUUCCUCGUUUAAAUAAUAUAAGAUUUUGAAUAUUAAUUCCUUCUUUAAUUUUAAUAUUAAAUUCUUCUUUAAAAGGAGUUUUAAAUGGGGUAGGUUGAACUAUAUAUCCUCCUUUAACUUCUAUUCAAUAUUUUAUAUCAUCAUCUAUUGAUAUAAUAAUUUUUUCUCUUCAUAUUGCUGGUUUAUCUUCUAUUGCUAGUUCAAUUAAUUUUAUUUCUACAAUUUUAUUAAUAAAAAAUAAAAAUUUUUUUUUUAGUAUAAUAACUUUAUUUUCUAUAUCAAUUUUGAUUACUACUUUUUUAUUACUAAUUGCAUUACCUGUUCUAGCAGGAGGAAUUACUAUAAUUUUAAUAGAUCGAAAUUUUAAUACUUCUUUUUUUGAUCCUAGAGGAGGAGGAGACCCAAUCUUAUAUCAACAUUUAUUUUGAUUUUUUGGUCACCCCGAAGUUUAUAUUUUAAUUCUUCCUGGGUUUGGAAUAAUUUCUCAUGUUAUUAGAUAUAAUUUAGGAAAAAAAGAAGUGUUUGGUAAGAUAGGAAUAAUAUUCGCUAUAAUAUCAAUUGGUCUUUUAGGAUUUGUAGUGUGAGCUCAUCAUAUAUUUACAGUAGGAAUAGAUGUAGAUACUCGAGCUUAUUUUACAGCAGCUACUAUAAUUAUUGCUAUCCCAACUGGUAUUAAAAUUUUUAGUUGAUUUACAACUAUAAUUAAUUCUCAUAUUAAUUUUAAUAUUUCAAUUUACUGAUCUAUAGGAUUUUUAAUUAUGUUUUCAAUUGGAGGUUUUACUGGAAUUAUUGCUUCAAAUUCUUGUUUAGAUAUUGCUUUACAUGAUACAUAUUACAUUGUUGCUCAUUUCCAUUAUGUAUUAUCUAUAGGAGCUGUAUUUGCAAUUUUUAGAGGAUUAUUUAUAUGAUUCCCUUUAAUAUAUAAUUUCUAUAUAAAUAUAAAUUUUUUAAAAAUUCAUUUUUGAUCUAGUAUAAUUGGUAUUAAUUUAACUUUUUUUCCUCAACAUUUUUUAGGAUUAAUAGGUAUACCUCGACGAUAUUCAGACUAUUUAGAUAGAAUAUAUAUAUGAAAUUUUUUAUCUUCCUUAGGUUCUAUAAUUACUUUUAUUUCUACUGUAUUUUUUUUAUAUAUUAUAUUAGAAAUAUUCUUAAUAAAUAAGAUAAUUUUAAUAUUUGAAAGAAAUUCUAAUAAUAUAGAAUUUUUUUUUUUUUCUCCAUUAGAAUCUCAUACUAUAAUAAAUUUUAAUUUAAUUAUAUUUAAAUAA